AUGCGUCCUUCCGUCGUGGCCGUAGCCAUCUUACUCAAAUCUGUCUUGUCGCACCCCAAUGCCAAGAACUUUAUCUACAUCGUGCCCGAUGGAUACGGUCCCGCCUCUCAGACGAUGGCACGAGACUACGUCUCAUUGCUUGAGAAUGGCCAAAACCCAAGAGCACCUGUGAGCUUUCAGCUUGCGGCUGAUAAGAUGGUCCUCGGCAACGUGCGUACUUUAUCAAGCGACAACCUUAUCACGGACUCUGCCGCCUCUGGAACCGCAUUUGCCUGCGGUGUAAAGUCUUACAAUAAUGCCAUCGGUGUCAACCCUGCCGGCGAGCCCGUCGGUUCUAUACUUGAGGCUGCCAAGCUCGCAGGCAUGAAGACGGGCCUAGUCGUCACCAGCACCAUCAACCACGCCACCCCUGCGUGCUAUGCGGCUCAUGUUGCCGACCGUAACUCCUACGCCAAGAUCGCGGCGCACGAGAUUGGCUACGGGCAUCCUCUCGGCCCCGUCGCCGACAUUCUCCUAGGGGGUGGCCGAUGCUACUUCAAGCCAGAGUCCGACUCAACCUCUUGCCGGAGCGACAGGAUUGAUCUCUUUGGCUUCGCUGAGAAGAACGGCUAUUAUGUCAUGCAAGACCGCUCGGCCUUUGAUGCUCUCGACAAGGGCCUCGGCGACAUUCGCCUUCCCUACAUUGGUCUCUUCAAUGAUGACCAGAUGAUGUAUGAAAUUGACCGCUCCCGUCAACCUGAUCAGGAGCCCUCCCUCCUGGAAAUGGUGGAGACGGCCCUGAACUCACUUCACCGCGACACACACUGCAAAGAAGAGGGCUACUUCCUCAUGAUCGAAGCCUCGCGCAUCGACCACGCAGGCCACGCCAACGACCCCGCCGCUCACCUCUUUGACACCAUCCACUAUAACAAGGUCAUGGGCUUCGUUCGGGAGUGGAUCGAUGAGCACCCGGACACCAUGCUCAUGUCCGCAGCUGACCAUGAGUGUGGCGGAUUGACUCUCAACGGCUUCAAUCCUCUACCUUUGGCAAAGGUAAACGCCUCAACGGAGUUUCUCAUGGAGAUCUGGGAUGAUUACACCGGCUCUGACAAGAAGGCAUUCCUUGUGAGCGAUAUUUUGCCUCAAUACGGGCUUUCAGAGGUUACGGACGCCGAGGUGAACACUCUCAUCGCUGCCGGCUCGCUGAGCUCGGAGCUGGGUAACUUGCUGGCUAGCCGUGCUGGUGUUCAUUGGUCCACAGGAGGUCACACCGCCUCCGACAUCACGCUAUACGGAUACGGUGCCGGUGAAAAUGGUUAUGCUAUCAAAGGUGAUAUGGCUGGUAACUGGGACAAUACUGAGUUGCCAAAGUACAUUGAAAAGGUUCUUGGUGUUGACAUGGGCAAAGUUACAGCACUGCUGAGGGCUAAUGGCACUGACUGGGUUGGGAAGCGGAUUGUGAGCCAACGGUCUGAAGAGCAUAUCCAUGGACACGGUCAUUCUCACUAG
Messenger RNA from Colletotrichum orchidophilum, 1488 nucleotides. Its product is annotated as alkaline phosphatase. NCBI's taxonomy places the organism in Eukaryota, Fungi, Ascomycota, Sordariomycetes, Glomerellales, Glomerellaceae. The coding region runs from base 1 to 1488 and encodes 495 amino acids. The transcript is spliced from 5 exons. Gene Ontology annotation, molecular function: alkaline phosphatase activity. Gene Ontology annotation, biological process: dephosphorylation. The record is from RefSeq and is a predicted model, not a curated record. Gene Ontology annotation, cellular component: fungal-type vacuole membrane.